Molecule: messenger RNA, 342 nt
Organism: Cantharellus anzutake
Lineage: Eukaryota; Fungi; Basidiomycota; Agaricomycetes; Cantharellales; Hydnaceae
Exons: 4
Coding region: 1-342 (113 amino acids)
Source: RefSeq, a predicted model, not a curated record
AUGACUCUGUUGUAUUGGUCAACAGUUGAGUUCUCCCUCGGGAUGACCCUCCCUCUGGUUCUUGGGGACUAUUGGGACUUGCCUGAAUGUGUUGGAAUUGAAGAAGAGUUCUAUAUACAUGCGAUGGACGCAAUCACUCACAGUCUUGACCCUGCAACUGUCGCAGAUGGUUCACCACUGCAAAUUUGGGGCUGGCCCCAUGUGCAGCUCGCGACUAGGUCGGAUCAUUCCAUUCAUCCCUCUGCUCCCCAGUGCUUAUCGCCUUCGCGUCUGUGCUGGUUUGGACUGCUACGCACUGCGUUGUGCUUUGGUUUGCUGUUUAGACUGCAUGUAUCCAUAUAA